Phyllostomus hastatus (greater spear-nosed bat) is the source of this 6065-nucleotide messenger RNA. RefSeq names its product NEDD4 binding protein 3 (gene N4BP3). Gene Ontology annotation, cellular component: cytoplasmic vesicle. The record is from RefSeq and is a predicted model, not a curated record. NCBI's taxonomy places the organism in Eukaryota, Metazoa, Chordata, Mammalia, Chiroptera, Phyllostomidae. The coding region runs from base 436 to 2055 and encodes 539 amino acids. The transcript is spliced from 5 exons.
ACCGGGUGCGAACGCACUAGCCCCGAGCGGUGCGGCGCGUGGGGUGGGGGGGCGGUCGCUGGGCCGGGCCGGGGCUCAGGUUAGUUGGCUGUGAGCAGGAGUUGCCCUCCCCCGUCCCCUCCCGCGACAUCCGGAGGCCUCAGCUGCGCUCUGGGCUGGCGGCGCGCCGGUGAGUCAGGCCGGGUUUUCCCUCCGCCUCUAGGGCAGGCGAGCGAGCGAGCGCCUCGGAGCGCGUCCCUACCUCGCCAAUCCGGCUCCGGCGCCCGCCCGCCCGCGUUUUCCCGACGUCUGUCACCCGGCGGCUCUGGCCCGGCUCGCAGUCUCGGCUGGACCGGCGCCCUGGAAGGAGGGUUCAAAUCCGCGCGAGUGAACUGCAGAGCGAGAGGGGUGCGGAGUGGCGCCAGUAUGCAGCUGUCAGUGCUCCGCUGAAAAUUCAUGGCCACAGCCCCAGGCUCUGUCGGCAUUGCCAUGGGCAGCGUGGGCAGCCUGUUGGAACGGCAGGACUUCUCCCCUGAAGAGCUGCGGGCAGCACUUGCGGGGUCCCGGGGCCCCCGCCAGCCCGAUGGGCUCCUCCGGAAGGGCUUGGGCCAACGUGAGCUCUUCAGCUACUUGCACCUCCCCAAGAAGGACAGCAAGACCGGCAAGCGGGCCGCCCGGAACGAGCCUGCCGACUAUGCCACCCUUUACUACCAGGAGCAUCCUCGGGCUGGUGACUUCAGCAAGACCUCACUGCCCGAGCGGGGACGUUUCGACAAGUGCCGCAUUCGCCCGUCGGUCUUCAAGCCUGUGGCGGGCACCGGGAAAGGCUUCCUUUCCAUGCAGAGCCUGGCAGCCCACAAGGGCCAGAAGCUGUGGCGCAGCAACGGCAGCCUGCACAUGCUGGCCUGCCACCCGCCCCUGAGCCCGGGGCCCCGGGCCAGCCAGGCCCGAGCCCAGCUGCUGCACGCCCUCAGCCUGGACGAGGGCAGCCCAGAGCACGAGCCCAGCCUGUCUGAUUCCUCUAGUGGGGGCAGCUUUGGCUGCAGCCCUGGCACAGGCCCCGGCUCCAGCCCCUUCAGCUCCUCCAUGGGCCACAUGAACCACCUCGGGGGCUCCCUGGACCGGGCCUCGCGGAGCCCCAAGAAGGCUGGGCCGAUGGCCAUGCUGAGUUGCCUGCCUGAGCCCCCACCCCCCUACGAGUUCUCCUGCUCCACUGCCGAAGAGGUGAUGGCCAUGCUUCCUGACACCUGUGAGGAUCUCAAGAGAGGUCUUGGUGACGAGGAUGGUGCCAACCCCUUCACGCAGGUGCUGGAGGAGCGCCAGCGGCUGUGGCUGUCGGAGCUGAAGCGCCUGUACGUGGAGCGGCUGCAUGAGGUGGCCCAGAAGGCUGAGCGCAGUGAGCGAAACCUCCAGCUGCAGCUGUUCGUGGCCCAACAGGAGCAGCGUCGCCUGCGCAAGGAGCUUCGUGCACAGCAGGGCCUCGCCCCUGAGCCUCGGCCCCUAGAAGCUGACCUUAACACUAGUCCAGAGGAGGAAGCACGAUGGGAGGUGUGCCAGAAGACUGCAGAGAUUAGCCUCCUGAAGCAGCAGCUGCGGGAGGCCCAGGCCGAGCUGGCCCAGAAGCUGGCUGAGAUCUUCAGCCUGAAGACACAACUCCGGGGCAGCCGGGCACAAGCCCAGGCCCAGGACGCAGAGCUGGCCCGGCUGCGCGAGGCGGUGCGGAGCCUGCAGGAGCAGGCCCCACGGGAGGAAGCCCCAGGUGGUUGUGAGACUGAUGACUGCAAGAGUAGGGGGCUGCUGGGGGAGGUAGGAGGCAGUGAGGCCAGAGAUGGCGCCGAGAAGCUGCGGGCCGAGCUGCUGCAGGAGCGGCUCCGGGGCCAGGAGCAGGCUCUACGCUUUGAGCAGGAGCGGCGGACGUGGCAGGAAGAGAAGGAGCGGGUGCUGCGCUACCAGCGGGAGAUCCAGGGGAGCUACAUGGACAUGUACCGUCGCAACCAGGUGCUGGAACAGGAGCUGCGGGCACUGCGGGAGCCCCCUGAGCCCUGGAGUCCUCGGCUUGAGUCCUCCAAGAUCUGAGGCCAGCGGCGAGAGCCGACAGCAGAAACGCUGUCAGAAGAUGGCUUGGGCGAGCCCACCCUGAGAAGGCCGGCUCCAUCCUGACAUUGGUCUGGGGCAGAAUCCGCUGAAGCCAGCCGGGAUGGGGAAGCCCACCGAGAGAAGGGAUCCAGAGGGGCUGUGGGCUGGGUAGGAUGCCAGCAGCAGGAGCCAGGCCCUCCUAGCUGAGAAGUACCCCAGCAGGGCCCAGCCUGUGGCCCUGGAAAGGGAGAUGAGGUGCCCAAGAUUCAGAGGGCUAGGCACGAGAGAGGGAGGCUGGGACAGGAACAUUGGCCUCCCCCAGAAUGAAACCACAGUAUUUUUUUUUAAUUGGUUUGAGAGACAGAGACAGAGACAGAGAGAGGGAGAGAGAGGAAAAACCAAUUGAUUUGUUGUUCCACGUAUUUAUGCAUUCAUUGAUUGCUUCUUGUAUGUGCCCUGACUGGAGAUUGAACCUACAACGUUGGUGUAUUGGGGUGAUGCUGUAACCCACUGAGCUACCUGUCCAGGGCUAAAACCACAUUUUCUAUGAGGAGGCCCUGGGUGAUAUGUUGGGCCUGUCUCAGACCUGAGUUGAGCCGAUCCAGGAGGGUCAGGAUUGGGAGUCAUGGACCUGGGCAGUAUAGCUCCUUCCGUGGUCCUGGUCAGUGGGAGGGUGUGCCCGGUGCCUGUGUUGGGCACGUGUGUUGGCAGGUGGAGGAGUCCUCUUCUUUGCCCCAGUACCACAUGGUUCCUUAGCUGCCAUGUGGGCUGAAAUUCCUUUCUUCAUCACCAAUGGGAUUUUUCAGAAGGAACAAUGCCAGGGAAUGUAGAAAAACAAAAGGGCAAAUCAUCCAAGGCAUUGCUUGAACAUGAAACGUUCUCUUCAUGGGAAGUCUCAGCCACAGUGCCCAGGCCCCUGCCAGGUGUAGAGCCAGCCUCAGGCAACUUCCGCCGAAGCUCCUUAAGGCUCCUGCAGGGAUCUGCCUGUCCCAGCACCCACCUCCCAUCUUCCUGUCUGGCUGUGGUGCACGCCUCCCUCCGUAGGGAUGGGGGCUCUGGGAAGGUGCGGGAGACUGGCAGAAAAAGCUUGUGGGUCACCAGAUAAAGGGCCUUUGCCACUACAAGGAAUGUGGACACAUCCCCAUAGGCAUGAAGGACCAUGGAGUUUUUAAGCAGAGGUGAGAUAAGAGCUGAUUUGCAUUCUGGAAAGCAGCCCCUGCCUCUCAGACAUCUGGCUUCCCCUCUGGGCCUUUUUUUCCUCAGGGAUAGGUGUCCUUGAGUGCAGACCCAGGCCAGCCAUGCAGGUGGGUGUCACCCUCCACUUGUGGUAAAGCUCAACAUCCUUACAGGUGAAUCACUAUGGCCGCUGCCACACAGUGAGGGCUUCCCUCUGCCAGGCACUGUUCGACUGCCAGGUAGGGCAUGGGGGCUCUGGUGGGAAUCUUUCUGCUCCAGGGAAGGCAGGAGACAGGCAGACUUCUCUCCUCCCAGUGGUUGCCCUGGUGAGGCAGGUGCAACCUCAGAGGAGUUCUCGGCAGAGAUCCUCAGCUUCCUCCCCGUGGCCUUGCCCUCCUCCUGCAGAGCUGGCAGCCCCCCCCCCCGCCCCGCCCCGUGGGCCCCAGCAGGUGGGGCCUGCGCAGGGGUGUGGAUUGAGCUGUAGAGUGUGAGCCAGUGUGCUCCACCUUUUCAGGGCGGAGAGGGGUGUGUGAGUUGACUGUCAAGGGGUUGGUGUGUCUGUGGCCCUGUGAGCGGUAGGUGUGUGCAGAGAUGGGCUGUGGGUGGUGGGUGUGUCUGAGGGGGUGUGUUUGGGGCUGCUUUCUGCUGCUCCCUUGGCCCCAUUACUUCCCCCCAGCUCCAGUCCCUUUAUCUGGCCAGGCUUGGGUGGAGCCUGUGGCUGGUAUAGACCCUUGGCCCUAGCUGAGACCCGUCUAGGCCCACCCCUCAGCCUGGGGAGGGGACAGGAACACCUGGGUCGGGCAGUCCUGCUCUCCACGGGCCUCAGUGUCCACUUCAUACCUCUCCAAACCACGGUUUCUGGGCCCGAGGCCCCCCACCCCCCACAGCUGAGUGCUGGCCUGAGGUCUUGGCCCGGAGCUGGUCAGACCGGGUGCCCACAAGCCCCGCAACGUCAGGGUCUGCUUUUCUAUGCACCACCUCUGCAAAACGACUCCGCACCCAGCAAUUAGAGAGCUGGGCUGGCCAGUACUGCCAGCAGGGAGUGGGUGGGCGGUACCAAAACUUGGCAGCUGUGCCAGAAACCAAGACCAGGCCCAGAUGUAGGGGGAGGGCUCGAGGGAGCCAAGCUGGGGCGUCUCAGACGGAACCUGAUCCCUAUUAGCUUAUCCCUGGGGAAACCAGCUCUGGUCCCCAAGCCGGCUCAGUGGCUCUCGAGCCAGCUGAUUACAGGUGCCACUGCAGUGGCUGCUGCUGCCCGGCAGCUCCUCCCUUCGGCCACUGGCAGGCCCCUCUACCACCAGCAGACUACGCCCAGGCAUCUCGUUCUCCAGAGCUGUGGCGAGACCCUACCCAGGCUCCCUGCCUGCUCCUGGUUCCCCUUGUGCUCAGCUCAGGUAGUGUCGCGCCUGCUGGCUGCUCCCUGGGCCCCUCAGUCUGUCUCUCAAGGCUUUGGACAGUCACUGAUAACGGUGCCCCUUCUGACCCCAGCACCCUCUGGGCCUUCCUCCUGUAGCCAGAGCCCCUCCCUGUGCUCAGGUCUUGCCUCUUCAGGGAAGCCUUUCCUGAACUCACACAGGGCAGUCUCCUUCCUUGUGCCCACAGCCCCAGGUGCCUCUCCGCCAGCUCUCUUUGUGCUGCUGGAGUUGUCCCUUCACCUUUGUCUCCACUGGGCUGCAGGCCUCCUUAGGCACAGCCAUGUCUUGUUUUUAUCCCCAGAGCCCUCCAGCUCCAGCCCCAGAAGGCACUGGGGGGCUUCGGAGUCAAAAGGGACCAGACCCUUCCCCUGAUUGGCAUGGAUUUGAGCUGGUGGUAGGGUGGGGUACAAGGGGAGGGUUCCUGCUCCAAGUGUCCAUUCACCUGUGGGCACCUGGUGCUAACCAUAUCUGCCAGGCUCUAGGGCUCCCAAGCUGGCCGCCAUUCACUGCACACUGAUCUACUGCUGCCCUCCUCGGGGCCUGGCGUGGUUUCCAGGAGAGGAAGCCAAAGUGGCCAGGACCUCUGCCCUCUUGGCCCUUCCCCAUGGGGGCAGGGGAAGGAGAUGACACACAUGUCCAUGCAAUGACCAGGCCAGGCAGGAGACUGAGGACAGGAGGGUCCAGAGGGUGAAGGCUGGCUACUGGAGCAAGGCUGGGGCAGGAGUCAGUUGGGGGGUGGGGGAACAGGGGGCGGGGCACAGCCAGGGCUGUGCAUAUUAGCAAUCCUUUCUCCGGGGACAUGCAGGCAGUUUCCCCUAGUGGGUCUGGGCUUAGCUGUCUAUUAUAUUGGAUUCAGGAAAGAAAAAGAACAUGCUGUUUCUUGCAACAAAAGUGAAAUAUGUCACGUGAGAUGAGGGAGUGCCGUGGGUGUUCAGAGGACUUGCCACCGGCUCCCGUCACUCCAGCUGGUGGGAUGGGGGUGAGGAGGACUGACCAAACCUUGGUUAGGCUCUUCUGAGCUCUCUCUUUGACUGGGCCCGACCUUUGGAAGCCGUCCUUCCUUGUACAGUCCAGUUUGAGCGAGAGUUCUGCUAAGGUAGUUGAGUCGGAGCGGCCCAUCCUGCAUAUCGAAUCACCCUCCACAUGUAAUCUGGUUCCUUGUCCUCCACCACUCCCCAGGUGAUAUCUGAUUGUGGGCCUGCCUUCUGCAAGAUUCCUGUGGUCCAUUUAGUCAGAACCCUCCUUAGCCCCCUGAGGUUUCCUCUUAGUAACUUUCCAUCCACUGACCUCCACUCUCCUCUUGGUUGUAAAUUGUACUUUCCCUGUCGUAUUUGGAGUUGAGCCCACUCUCUGUCCCCUACUGCAAAACCCCAGUGCGGUAGCCCUCCCUUGAAUAAAAUCUUCCUUGCCACUCUUUAA